This is a messenger RNA of Polyodon spathula (Mississippi paddlefish), 7292 nucleotides long. RefSeq names its product neuronal PAS domain-containing protein 3-like. The coding region runs from base 1343 to 4207 and encodes 954 amino acids. Gene Ontology annotation, biological process: regulation of transcription by RNA polymerase II. NCBI's taxonomy places the organism in Eukaryota, Metazoa, Chordata, Actinopteri, Acipenseriformes, Polyodontidae. Gene Ontology annotation, molecular function: protein dimerization activity; RNA polymerase II transcription regulatory region sequence-specific DNA binding; DNA-binding transcription factor activity, RNA polymerase II-specific. The transcript has 12 exons. The record is from RefSeq and is a predicted model, not a curated record.
UCAUACCGAGGAAUGGCAUUGCUGCACAUCAGAGCACAUAACAACACUUUCACUGGGAGAAUUCACACAGCAACAGCGUCUAUUUACAAACGCACCGCUGCACAAUAUAACACAACAUCUUUAGAAAAACAAUUCAAAAGGAGAUAUCACAUAAACAUAAAUUCAUACUGCAGCACAUUAUUUGAGAACUGGAGCCGAUUAAGAAAGAACAUAUACAAUUGUAACGUUUAACUGAAAGAAUUAAUGCGCAAGCAUGUUUUUUUUUUUUUAUUUAUUUAUUUUUAAAUUAUUUUUCUCAAUUGCGCCAUUGCCCAUUACAGCACGGCAUCUUUAUUAAGAGAUAUCAGACGGGAAAUUGAGAAUUCUGCAGCACUGAACUAACUAGUGGAACUGACACUUAUAAAUAAACUUUAAUGGCAAUUCAAAAAUAAACAUUUCCGAAUACACAGCUACACUGCCGCACACGCACAAAGAGAGCUCGUAUGUGUUAAAACGCAGUAAUUUUCACGCUACAUUAAAAAAAGAAAAAAAGAAAUACACUGCAUCUGGAUGUACUGCGGAGCAGAGGAAGAAAUGAUGGAACCGAGACAAUAACAUUGUAUUGCACUUUGCUACUUACGAAACGAUAACGGUACCUUUAAAAAGAUUGAAAGGAAGGGAACAUAUAAUCCACAUUACAACUAAAACAGGCAGAACACAAUCGUUUUUGCAACUUACAACUACAAAGCUAGCUUGAUGUUAUUUAUAUAACCUAAUUACAAACUUUCGCUGAGAAUAGUCGUCAUUAAUUAGGUGCUUGAAAACUCGACUUGGGAAUCUGCUAAAAAGUAUAACGUUCACAGCAGAAGUAGGUAACAUUUCAGUACAUAGCUUAAUUAGAAAAAUGGCAGUAUUUUAGAAGGGAAUCGUGCACACAAUACAUUUCUGUUUUGCUAAAAUACAUUAGUAUUAUACAAUUUCUUUAUACCUGAGGGUUGCAUAAGAUUGCAAAACUUUAUGAACAACAAAUUACUCGCACUUUAGUGGUAGUUCAAUUGAGAUACAAGACAGGAGUAGGUCAGAAUCUGAAGUCUUGUAAAGUUAUUGUUAAAGACCCACUUUAAAUUUCUCGACUGAAUCCACUAACACUGUUUUUGAGACACUGAAAACUUAGCAUCAAUGUUAACAUCUUGAAAGCUGCACUAGCGCGUUUAUUUAAACAGAAAUCAAGACGUAUAAUGGCUGAAGAGUUGGUAACCAUCACUAAUGGGAUUGUGGUGUGACUUGCUGUGCUGGAGGGAAGGCUGUUAUUCUUGUACAUAUCCACACAGUCUCGGUUCGUGUUUAGUUUCUUGGAGCGGGGAUGAUCAGAAUCUUCCCGGAUUUCAGUGUUCAGGUGACGGCUGCGGCCGGUGGAGGAGCCGUUGGAGUGCCAGCUGGUCCCGGGGUGGGGAGAGUCCCCGGUACUGCAAAUGGCAACCCUCAAAACGUCCAGGGCAUUACUUCAUAUCAGCAAAGUGACCCCUACUGGGAGAGGCCAGCUAAUGCCAGCUCCUGUUCAGCUUCUAGGCCCAAGACACUCCACCUUGGAGGGCAACAACAUACCUCAUCACCAUGGUUGCAAGCAUUGAGAAAAGAGAAGUCGCGAGAUGCCGCCCGCUCCCGCCGUGGAAAGGAGAACUUCGAGUUCUACGAGCUGGCGAAGCUCCUGCCGCUCCCAGGCGCCAUCACCAGCCAGCUCGACAAGGCCUCCAUCAUCCGCCUCACCAUCAGCUAUCUUAAAAUGCGAGACUUUGCCAAUCAAGGGGAUCCCCCCUGGAACCUGAGGAUGGAAGGGCCUCCACCCAAUACCUCUGUGAAAGCUAUAGGAGCCCAACGCAGGAGAAGUCCCAAUGCUAUGGCUUCUGAGAUUUUUGAACAACAUCUGGGCAGCCACAUUCUGCAGUCUCUGGAUGGAUUUGUAUUUGCACUAAACAAAGAAGGAAAAUUUUUAUACAUCUCUGAAACAGUGUCUAUCUACUUGGGACUAUCACAAGUGGAGCUGACAGGCAGCAGUGUGUUUGACUACGUUCACCCAGGAGACCAUGUGGAAAUGGCAGAGCAGCUGGGCAUGAAGCUUCCCCCGGGACGAGGCCUGCUCUCGCAGGGCACAGCUGAGGAUGGCGCCAGCUCAGCAUCUUCAUCUUCGCAGUCCGAGACCCCCGAGCCAGUGGAAUCCACCAGCCCCAGUUUAUUAGCUCCUGACAAUAUGCUGGAGCGCUCGUUUUUUAUACGAAUGAAAUCUACACUGACCAAGAGAGGAGUCCACAUCAAAUCAUCUGGAUACAAGGUUAUUCAUGUAACUGGACGCUUACGGAUUAGGUUGUCCCUGACUCAUGGACGCACGGUCCCCAUUCAGAUAAUGGGGAUGGUGGUCAUUGCCCAUGCUUUGCCUCCUCCAACAAUCAACGAAGUUAGAAUCGACUGCCAGAUGUUCGUCACCCGAGUAAAUAUGGACCUCAAUAUUGUUUACUGUGAAAAUAGAAUUAGUGAUUACAUGGAUCUGACUCCUGUAGACAUUGUGGGCAAGAGAUGUUAUCAUUUCAUUCACGCUGAAGAUGUGGAAGGGAUCAGACACAGUCACUUAGAUUUACUGAAUAAGGGCCAGUGUGUUACCAAGUACUAUCGAUGGAUACAAAAGAAUGGAGGGUAUAUCUGGAUCCAGUCUUGUGCCACUAUUGCCGUUAAUGCCAAGAAUGCCAAUGAAAAGAAUAUCAUCUGGGUCAAUUAUGUACUCAGUAACCCAGAGUACAAGGACACUCCAAUAGAUAUUGCACAGCUUCCCAGUCUCCCCGAGAAAGCCUCGGAAUCCUCAGAGACCUCUGAUUCCGAUUCUGAUUCCAAGGAGAAUUCAGAGGACAAUGAGAACUCCAAGUCUGAUGGGAAGGGGAACCAGUCUGAGAACAGUGAAGACCCUGAGUCUGAGAGCAAGAAGCAGCCAGGGAGCCAGUCGGACAGUGAGAUGAACUGCAAUGAGGACGGGAACAGCUCCAGCAACCAGGAGAGUCGGGACAGUGAGGACAGCUUCGAGCACUCUGACUUUGAGAGCAACAAGGCUGACGAGGUGGACAGCUACGACACUCUGGGCUCCAUGCAGAUCAAGGUGGAGCGAUACGUGGAAGGAGACUCUGAGCUCCGGCUGCACAGUCGCGAAUCAGUGACCUCAGACAGUGCCAAGGACUCGGAUAGUGCGGGGGAAGCAGGCACACCAUCUUCCAGUAAGCACCAGAAGAGGAAGAAGAGGAGGAAAAAACAGAAAGGAGGCAGCGUGACCAGGCGCAGGCUCUCCAGUACGUCGAGCCCCAACGGGUUGGACCCAGCAUUGGGGGACCAGCCCCGGCUGCUCUCCUCACCAAGCAGUGCCUCAAUGCUCAAAAUCAAAACUGAAAUCUCAGAACCUAUCAACUUUGACAAUGAUAGCAGUAUUUGGAACUAUCCUCCCAACAGGGAGAUCUCAAGGAACGAAUCCCCCUAUAGUAUGACCAAGCCCCCCAGCUCCGAUCACUUCCCUUCUCCACAGGCCAGCAGCAGUGCUUUACACGUCGCCAUUCCUGACUCUGUCCUCACCCCACCAGGGACUGAGACAGCUGGCAGCUGCAAACCUCAGUUCAGCAGCAGCAGCAGCACCUCCUCCAGCGCCACCAGCCUGGCGCCCGUCUCCUCGGACCCUCUGUCCCCGCCUCUCUCGGCUUCCCCUCGAGAAAAGCAGCAGGGAACUCCAAGUACUUCCAGCUCGUUACUAUACACUGGGGACCUAGAAGCCCUCCAGAGGUUACAGGCUGGCAACGUGGUUCUUCCACUGGUUCACAGGGUAACAGGGACCCUCGCCACCACCAGCACCUCCGCACAAAGGGUCUAUACCACUGGCACCAUCCGUUACGCUCCAGCUGAAGUAACCUUAGCGAUGCCGGGCAAUUUGCUCCCAAACACUCAUGCAGUUAACUUUAUGGACGUCAACAGCUCCAGUUUUGGGCUCGACCCCAAGACACCCAUGGAGAUGCUGUACCACCACGUUCACCGGCUGAACAUGUCAGGGCCGUUUGGAGGAGCGGUGAGCGGAGCCAGUCUGACCCAGAUGCCUACAGGGAAUGUCUUUACUACGGCAGAGGGACUAUUCUCAACUCUUCCAUUUCCUGUGUACAGCAAUGGAAUCCACACCACACAAACUCUUGAAAGAAAAGAAGAUUAAAAAUAUAUAACAAGACCAUAUUACUGUGUUAAACAUUCAAAGACUCUGAGGCAUAAGACUGUGUUUAAAUUUGGGAGAAAAAAAAGUUGUAGCACUUUGAAUUUGAGCAAGUUUGCUCAUGUUAUUGAAUUGAAUGGUCCCCAUGUCUCUCUCUCUCUCUCUCUCUCUCUCUCUCUCUGUAUCUAUGUCUUUCACGGUCUUUAGGUCUUUCUCUCUGUCGAACUAAAACAAAUUAUUAUUUAAUGUAAAGAGUUACUUUUUUGCCUUCAGAGAGUCAAAUGUGCCAGAUUUAUGCUCUUUGUCUUCUUCUAAGAUGUGUGUUUUUCUUUUCUUUGCAUCUUUAUGAUGAUGCUUCAGUUUAUAUGUCUGCCAUAAGAUACUAACACAUAAUGGUAAAGAUGUUUUCAAUAAGUAAAACCUGUUGGUUUUUAAUCUAUAUCUUGAUAUGAUCAAGGUGCCCUGUUUGACUAAGUUAAACAGAAGGGGCUCUUAUCCUUAGUUCCUUUUCUGAUUUGAGGGAUAGUAUUUUAGAAAUUUUAUGCAGUUUGAUUCUCUUUUUAUAAGUCAGAUGUUUCUGACUUGCACACACUUAAAGCAAUUUGAGUUAAUCCCUGGCCUGUGAGUAGAAUGUUGGAAAAAUUAUUUAAAAACAAAAAACAAAAAAAGAUGGACGUGUUACUGCAACAUUUAUAUCUCUUCAAACAAAACGAUGGUGCUACCAUUCAGCCUGUUUGUUCAACAUGCAGCUCGUAUGUGAGGGUAUGUUUGGUUAAAAAAGUUUUAUACUGGUCUCUAGUUUGUUGCUGCAGCCUCUCAAGAUUAGAGUAUCGUACACAAAAAUAAUAAUAAUAAGAAUUUAUGUCUGCUGCAGGAUUUGAACUCUUGUCUCCAAACUAAUAAACACAGCCUCAUGUUAACCUUGUAUUGGGUUAGUAAGCCUUUUGGAAAUGUUUAAUGAAAACUCAAUCAGAUUGAGUUCAGAUUGGAAUUAAGAAAUUUUUAUUUUUAUUUUUUUCAUUCUUAAAUAUUGUUUUCUCAGUAUAGCUGAGGCUAAUUUUCAACAUUAACCUUGAAAGAGUUUUUAAAAAAUGUUCAUUUUUUUAUUUUUGAUACUUUAUAUUUUAGACUAACUCUGUUUUUGCAUACAUUUGCUCUCAGAAAGUAUAGAUUGGGUCUAUCAGAUUGUAAUAGGUACAUGCAAUUAAAAACAAAACAAAAAAAUCAAAUAACAUGUCAAACAAAAAGUACACAUCCUAAUUCUCUCUGUUGCCAAAAAAAUAUAUAAAAAAUGUAACAAAUAAAUAUCACAGCUCAGUGUUAAAAAAGCCAUUUGUGAUUAUUGUUAAAAAAAAAUAAAAAAAAUACGAAAAAGCUUAAAAAAAAUAAUAAUCUUCCGCUCCAUCUUUUGGCAGCCAUUCAUAAAGGCAUCUAAAUAACAAAUGUGAGAUCCGUAAUGUGUACAAUGUGUAAGUGUCCUUGGCUGUCAGUCUUAUUGCAAUUUCAGUGUGUGCUACUAUAUGCAGUAUAUACUAAGCCGAUGUAGCUGUUUUGUCCUUUGUCUUCUCUGUGCUUUAUCUCUAGUCUGGGGUGGUCAAUUUCCACUCCUACAGUCCUAGUGAAACAGUGAUUCUUGGGGUUAGUGUUUAUUUGUGUGGUGGCCUUCCUCUGUCGUGUCACCUUUUGCUGCUUCCUUUGUCUGUAUUUAUGUUUCUGCUAUUGCUUUGCUGUUGUGUAGUCUACAGACCUCUUUCUCUCAGAGAUAAAAGACUCUAGCUCAAGGUUUUAUGGAGCCAUUUUUCCCCACAGAGGAAUUUCUGGGUAUGACUUCAGUUUCCAGCUUGCAACACAUUUACACUUAAAAUAAUAAAAGCGCUUUAGAUGUAUGUAAAAGACUAAUGCCAUAAAGCCUCAGUUGUAAAAACAUUCCCAGAGUCCCUUGUGCUUAUCUUGUACGCAUUGGGUGUAUUUCAUUGGUUUCCACCAACAACAUAAGGUGAAGAUGUUGCGGAACAAAUCAAAUUUAAACAUUUCUUAAAGAAAUAAAAAUGUUUCACACUAUAAAUCUAUUUUUAUAGAUGUUUUGGAAAUGCAUGUUUAGUAAGUUGAUCGUCUCGUUUACUUGAUGUUGUUCUUUGCAGUGGUUUUGUCGACAAGCGUCUUUUUUUUUUAGUCUGUCCCGCACAGUAGAGCCAGUGAAAUGACAUAUCUAACCAUCACUGUGUCUUCUUUUACCUGAGCCAGGCAACAAGAGAACAAUUUCUGGGAACGUGUCUGUUUUGUUUUUCUUGCCAAGGUAUAAAUUUACCAACAGAACUGGGAAGGGUUAAUCAGAGAACAAUGCAGUCUCUGUAAAUGUCACUGGAAUGUAGGAUAACUCAUUGUCAUUACAUGGGUUUGCUAGCUUAACUGAUUUUAGUAUUUUCUACAUAAUGAGAAAGGGCAGGGCAUCUCAUAUAAGGCAAUGUGGAUAUCCCAUGAAAUACACCCAUAUGUUACAAAUGAACAGCAGAAAAAAAAGCUGUUUUAAUGUUUGUGUUGUGUCAAAAUAAUUUCUGGUGAUUUAAACUAACAAAUAAUCUCAGCUGCUGUCAAAAUACAUAAUGUUUAAAUUACAAUAUGAAAAAAAAACACUUAAUUACCUGUGAAGACUGUGUCUGUGUUUUUAUCUAUUUCUUGUACAAUUAUACAGAUUCUUUUAUGAGGAAAUUGGUGCCAAGUAGCUGAAUAAUGGGGAAAGGGAUUCUCUUAGUAUCAAUGUUAACAGUGUUACAAAUUCUAAAUACAAACAAAUUAAAAUAUUAAAAAGAGAAAACAAUGGUACAUUUUAUUUUGUGGUUUUAAAACGUAUAACUAACAGAAGCUAACUUUGAGUGCCUGGCUUAUUUUUUAAAACAUCUUUUUUCAUUGACCAUGGAUAAUGCUGCAAAUCAGAAAUGUACAUACUUCAUUUACCACAGGGUUAUUUUAUACUUUUAUAGAUUUCCAUCAGUUCAAAGAAACAUGUCAUACAUGGUUGUCUUUAUGUAACUCAAUUUUUAUCAUCCUGCAGGUGCCAUAUUCAUAAUAAACUUCUCUUGGAUUUGUU